CUCGUAUCCACAUAUCCAUUGGUGAUCAUUCAUGUGAUGAAGCAGCAGGUCCUAAACAUUGGAAGUGAUGAUGCCACAGUUACAGUGGCAGUUGCGAUGUUAUCGUUGCUGUGCACAUGUGGAGCAAUAACACUAACCCCCACCGCUAACGGUAACACCAAUCUUCACCCGUUGAUCCUAAUACCUGGCGCCGGAGGGAACCAACUAGAAGCUAAGUUGACCCAAGACUACAAACCCUCUAGCUUCGUUUGCAACUCCUGGUACCCUCUUUUCAAGAAAAAGAAUGGUUGGUUCAGACUCUGGUUCGAUUCCUCUGUCCUUCUUUCUCCUUUCACCAAAUGCUUCGCUGACCGCAUGAUGCUUCACUACAAUCAAGACCGAGAUGAUUACUUUAAUACCCCUGGGGUUCUCACCCGUGUCCCUCACUUUGGUUCCACCUCCUCCCUUCUUUAUCUCAAUCCUCGUCUUAAGUAUGUGACGGAAUAUAUGGCAUCCCUGGUAAAUUCAUUAGAAAAGCUUGGUUACAUUGAAGGUGAAACACUGUUCGGAGCACCCUAUGAUUUUCGUUAUGGUCUUGCAGGUGAAGGGCACCCAUGUGAAGUGGGAUCCAAGUUCCUUGAAGAUCUCAAGAAGUUGAUAGAAGAAGCAAGCGCUUCAAACGGUGGGAAGGAAGUGAUUCUUGUGUCCCACAGCUUAGGUGGUCUAUUCGCCUUGGAACUCCUUAACCGAAACGACCCUUCAUGGAGCAGGAAAUUCAUCAAACACUUGGUGGCACUUUCUGCACCAUGGGGUGGUGCAAUGGACGAAAUGCUCACUUUUGCAUCUGGCAACACUCUUGGUGUUCCCUUGGUGGAUCCAUUGAUAGUUAGACCUCAGCAGAGAAGCUCCGAGAGUAACUUAUGGCUUUUGCCUAAUCCCAAAGUAUAUGGUCAUCAUCAAAAGUUGCUCAUCACUCAAAAUAGAAGCUAUUCAGCACAUGACAUGCCUGAUUUUCUCAGAGAUAUUGGUUUUCUGGAAGGGGUUUAUCCUUAUAAAACACGCAUUUUGCCGUUAAUAGAGAACCUUAAAGCACCGGAACAAGUUCCUAUUACUUGUGUUAUAGGGAGUGGGGUCAGUACCCCGGAGAUUUUGUUUUACAGGAAUGGUGAUUUUGAUGAAGGACCAGAAAUUUUGUAUGGGGAUGGUGAUGGAACGGUGAACAUGGUGAGCUUGUUGGCCGUUCAGUCAUUAGUGGGAGAAGACAAUAAAAACCAAAGCAUCAAAGUGAUUAAGAUUGAUGGUGUGUCUCAUGUUUCAAUACUAAAAGAUGAAGUUGCACUUGAACAAAUAAUUGCUGAGAUUAGUAGAAUUAAUUCUCAUCACUCACAUACUGCUUUUGGCAACAUUUUUGUAGGUAGAUAGAUGAUGGUCAUAUAUAUGUCUGUAUGCAAAAAUUAAUGCCUCCUAUGGAGUUUAUAGUAUUUGAGUAAUUGAAUAAUUG
Molecule: messenger RNA, 1480 nt
Organism: Arachis stenosperma
Lineage: Eukaryota; Viridiplantae; Streptophyta; Magnoliopsida; Fabales; Fabaceae
Product: lecithin-cholesterol acyltransferase-like 1
Exons: 2
Coding region: 37-1401 (454 amino acids)
Biological process (GO): lipid metabolic process
Source: RefSeq, a predicted model, not a curated record